Molecule: messenger RNA, 378 nt
Organism: Schistocerca gregaria
Lineage: Eukaryota; Metazoa; Arthropoda; Insecta; Orthoptera; Acrididae
Exons: 1
Coding region: 1-378 (125 amino acids)
Biological process (GO): tricarboxylic acid cycle; mitochondrial electron transport, succinate to ubiquinone
Cellular component (GO): mitochondrial envelope; membrane
Molecular function (GO): heme binding; ubiquinone binding
Source: RefSeq, a predicted model, not a curated record
AUGUUCUGCACGAGCUCGAAGCUGAGCUCCAUUCCUGUCCAUCGACAUAUCGCCACUCGAAAGAACGCCGCUUGGGAGUUUUACCAGCUCUCGAGCCUGACCAUAUUAGCUACCUUGCCCGUAGGCCUUGUGAUCCCCAGCUCCUUUCUGAGUCUGCCGCUCAAUCUCGUGCUCGGAUUUGCCAUCCCCGUUCACACAUUCUACAACAUGCACCACGUCAUCGAGGACUACGUUCCCUCAGCCUACGUGAGGCUCUGCAACAUCCUGCUCUGGGUCGCAUGCGUUCUCACCUUCAUCGGCCUCCUCAAGCUGAAUCUGUAUGGAGAUGGCAUCCUCGACACCAUCAAAAGCUUCUGGAAGAAGGAAGAGCGAAAAUAA